CGCACUUGUAUAUAACCCAACUCGCUUACCCCGAGUCUCAACGACAGCCUUUGACAUCAGGUGUAUAUUAUUGCCAAUUGUCGAUUUUUCACCAUGCCUCGUUCCAAGCGUUCCAAGAUCAUCCACGAGUCCAAGACCGCCAAAAAGUCCCACAAGGAACAGACCAGACGACUGUACGCUAAUAUUCGCGAAUCCGUCGAGAAAUAUGAUCACCUUUUCGUUUUCUCUGUCGACAAUAUGCGAAACACGUAUCUGAAGGAUGUGCGCACAGAAUUCGGUGACAGUCGCCUAUUUUUCGGCAAGACGAAGGUCAUGGCCGUCGCCCUCGGUCAUAAUCCCGAAACCGAGGCCGCUGAGAACCUCCACCUCCUCACUCCCUACCUGACUGGCGCUGUCGGUCUCCUUUUCACCUCUCGAGACCCCACUUCCGUUACCGAUUACUUCGAGUCUUUCCGGCCUAUGGACUUCGCCCGUGCCGGAACAGAAGCCACCCGAUCUUUCUCUAUCCCUGCCGGUCUUGUCUACUCCCGUGCUGGCGAGAUCCCUAUUUCAGAAGACGAGCCCAUCAGCCAUACGAUUGAGCCUGAGCUGCGCAAACUGGGUGUUCCUACCCGUCUUAUCAAGGGCAAGGUUAUGCUUGAGUUGACGGACGGGCAAGACGGAUUCCCUAUUUGCAAGGAGGGAGAUGUUCUGGAUUCCCGACAAACGACACUGCUGAAGAUGUUUGGGGUUGAGACGUCGGAAUUCAAGGUUGACGUGAAAGCUCAUUGGACUCGGGAAACCGGCAAAGUUGACAUCCUGACGAAGGACGAGGGUGGUAUGGAUGUGGAGUAAAUUGUUGGGUUUCUCAAAAGUGGUUUUCGUUUUCUUCCUUUUCACGGAAUCCCCUUGGGCAUCUCAUGGAGUUAGGAUAGGCGUUUCUUUCCCUUUAUUCACCACCACUAUCACUCUCGAGUCUCAGAUUCGACGCAACUUCACGAGCGUAUGACGGAUAUAUAGAAUACUAAACAAAGAAUUUCGUCUGUUCAUACCUUCGCGCUGGGAAAAAGUAGAGAACAAUUGUACCGUUUAACAGUCUACAAAAACUAAAUAAUUUGUCAUUUGAGGCUCAUUAAAAAAAAAG
Molecule: messenger RNA, 1123 nt
Organism: Aspergillus versicolor CBS 583.65
Lineage: Eukaryota; Fungi; Ascomycota; Eurotiomycetes; Eurotiales; Aspergillaceae
Product: ribosome assembly factor MRT4
Exons: 2
Coding region: 94-834 (246 amino acids)
Biological process (GO): nuclear-transcribed mRNA catabolic process; ribosomal large subunit assembly; ribosomal large subunit biogenesis
Cellular component (GO): preribosome, large subunit precursor; nucleolus
Molecular function (GO): RNA binding
Source: RefSeq, a predicted model, not a curated record